GAAUCAGGUGACCCUGGACACAGGGCUGUUUUGUUGUUGCUGUUGUUUGUUUUACUUUUUUGUUUGGGGGAUUUUUUUUUUUUGCUCUUUCCUCGCUCAGCGCUCAGAGUCCGGGAUCAACCCCUGGGGCUCUUCGGAAAAGCCAGCAGCCAGUUUAAUCUCUCCGGGCUGAGGCGUUGCGGCUUUGGGGUGACGAGCCCGCUGAGCGUGAGGGCUGGACUCACUGGGUGAGGCCUCCAGGUCUUGGAAGCCUCCCGGGCUACACUCCUGCCUGGAGUUCAGACCAAGCGAACUUCAAGUUCUCCACGAGAGUUCGCCAAAGUGAAAGGUGGGGAGUCGCGGGAGAGGCGGCCAUCGUCGGAGCUCUGUGGGUCCCCCUAAGUGCCCCUGUGCAUCUUCUGCCUUGGCGUUGUCCGGCCCCUUCCCGAGCCUGGAGGCUGACAGUUGGAAAAGGGGGCUUCUGUGAGUUGGUUAAGUCCCGUUUGGAGAGACUGAAGACCGCGAUGAAACCGGAGCAGUAAGGGGCCUGGCCAACCUUCGCCGGCCCACCCUGGGCUACCGGGGCCCUUGAACCCGCCCUUCCUGAUUCGCCUUUGGGCGCGCUCGAGGCAGUCUGCACUCCAGAUCUGAAGGUGCCGCAGGACAAGCCAUGAAUAGCAUGGGUGCGCUGGGUGGCGCGAGGCUGCGGUGGGCGCUGCUGGGGACGCGAGUGCCCUUCCCUGUUCUGGGCUCACAGGGGGCCAGAGCCAAGGCCGCGAUCCCCACCGCACUCCCGGCGGCCCAGACAGCGGAGGCUCCCGGAACCGGGCCUGGCGAUCGGAGGCUGCGGAGCUUGAAGGAGCUUUCCGGGCCAGGGCGGCUGCGCCUCUUAUUCCAACUGUUAGCACAAGGCUACGUUCUGCACUUACACCAGCUCCAGGUGCUGAACAAGGCCAAGUAUGGUCCAAUGUGGAUAAACUAUAUAGGGCCUCAGAUCCAUGUGAACGUGGCCAGUGCCCCACUCCUGGAGCAAGUGAUGCGCCAAGAGGGCAAGUACCCAGUACGGAACGACAUGGACCUGUGGAAGGAGCACCGGGACCUACAGGGCCUGACCUAUGGGCCCUUCACCACGGAAGGAGAGUCAUGGUACCGGCUGCGCCAGGCUCUGAACCAGCGGAUGCUGAAGCCAGCUGACGCUGCGCUCUACACCAAUGCUCUGAAUGAGGUGGUCGAUGACUUCAUGGUGCGACUGAACCAGCUUCGGGCAGAAAGCACCUUGGGGGACCACGUGCCCGACAUAGCCCACCAAUUCUACUUCUUCGCCUUGGAAGCUAUUUGCUACAUCCUGUUUGAGAAACGCAUUGGCUGCCUGGAGCGCUCCAUCCCCCAGGACACCAAAGCCUUCGUCAGAUCUGUCGGGUUCAUGUUCCAGAACUCACUCUACGCCACCUUCCUCCCCAAGUGGACGCGUCCCCUGCUGCCCUACUGGAGGCGAUACCUGGAUGGCUGGAAUACCAUCUUCUCUUUUGGGAAGAAGCUGAUUGAUCAGAAACUGGAGGAGAUAGAGGCCCAACUGCAGGCGGGGGGCCCAGAGGAGCCCCGGAUAUCUGGUUACCUGCACUUCCUGCUGACCAGCGGACAGCUCAGUCCUCGUGAGGCUGAGGGCAGCUUGCCGGAGCUGCUCAUGGCUGGAGUAGACACGACAUCCAACACGCUGACAUGGGCCCUGUACCAUCUUUCAAAGAACCCAGAGAUCCAGGCAGCCUUGCAUGAGGAGGUGGUGGGCAUGGUGCCCGCUGGGCGGGUGCCGCAGUACAAGGACUUGGCCCACAUGCCUCUGCUCAAAGCUGUGCUUAAGGAGACCCUGCGCCUCUACCCUGUGGUGCCUGUGAACUCCAGGGUCAUCACAGACAAGGAAAUCGAAGUUGGUGGCUUCCUCUUUCCCAAGAACACACAGUUUGUCUUGUGCCAUUAUGUGGUGUCCCGGGACCCCAGCAUCUUCCCUGAGCCUGACCGCUUCCAGCCCCAGCGCUGGCUGAGGAAGAACCAGACGGAUGCUCUCAAGGGCCAGCACCCAUUUGGCUCCGUGCCCUUUGGCUACGGGGUCCGGGGUUGCCUGGGCCGCAGGAUUGCAGAGCUGGAGAUGCAGCUGCUGCUGACAAGGCUGAUCCAGCAGUAUGAGGUGACUCUGGCCCCUGAGACGGGGGAAGUGACGAGUGUGGCUCGCAUCGUUCUGGUUCCCAAUAAGAAGGUGGGCCUGCGUUUCCUGCAGAGACAGGGAUGAGCUGGACCUCUGCCCUCCUGGGGCAGCCUCCUCUCCUCCCUUGCUCCCUGGCACACGAGGCGGGAGAAAAAGGAGCUGCCAGGUGACAGAGGUUGGAGAUGCUCCGUGCCUCCCUGUAGAACCCUGAGCUUUUGCUGCUUUUAUUAUUUUGAGCAUCUCCCUCUCAGAUAAAAGGCCGCCUCCAUGUCACACUGCUAACCUUGGGGACUAUAUGCAAUAAAAGGGUUUUUACUGAUAA
Sus scrofa (pig) is the source of this 2501-nucleotide messenger RNA. It is a transcript of the gene CYP27A1, whose product is annotated as cytochrome P450 family 27 subfamily A member 1. Gene Ontology annotation, cellular component: mitochondrial inner membrane. Gene Ontology annotation, biological process: cellular response to peptide hormone stimulus; glucocorticoid biosynthetic process; C21-steroid hormone biosynthetic process. Gene Ontology annotation, molecular function: heme binding; oxidoreductase activity, acting on paired donors, with incorporation or reduction of molecular oxygen; iron ion binding. The record is from RefSeq and is marked provisional. Lineage: Eukaryota; Metazoa; Chordata; Mammalia; Artiodactyla; Suidae.